GUCGUCCUGAGCUUGAACCAAAAAGCCAUGAACAGUGAGAAGGAAGAGCAACCAUUGGUGGAGAUCGAUGAUUCGGAGAAUGUUCUCGAUCUCACUAGCUGUCAGCUCCACAGCCUCGAUUCGGUCGAGCUGCCGCCGACCCUGACGGAGCUGGACCUUACGGCGAAUCGUUUGUCGGGAUUGGACUCGAGGAUCGCUCAGCUCUCCACCCUCAAGAAGCUUUCUCUUCGUCAGAACCUAAUUGAUGAUUCCGCCGUCGAGCCUUUGUCUCGCUGGGACGCCUUGUCCGAUCUCGAGGAGCUGAUUCUCAGAGAUAACAAGCUAGCAAAAGUUCCAGAUAUCAGCAUAUUCUCAAAGCUUUUGGUUUUCGAUUUAUCUUUCAAUGAAAUCACUUCGUUGCAAGGAUUAUCAAAGGCCUCUAGCACACUGAAGGAACUCUAUGUGUCUAAAAAUGAAGUUAACAAGAUUGCAGAGAUUGAACACUUACACGAUUUGCAGAUUCUUGAACUGGGGUCUAAUAGAUUGCGGGUAAUGGAAAAUAUGGAAAACUUCACAAAAUUAGAAGAACUGUGGCUUGGAAGAAACCGUAUCAAAGUUGUCAACCUGUGUGGGCUCAGAUGUGUUAAAAAGAUUAGUUUGCAGAGCAAUCGUUUGACCUCUAUGAAAGGAUUUGAGGACUGUGUUGCUCUUGAAGAGUUAUACUUGAGCCAUAAUGGUAUCUCAAAAAUGGAAGGCUUGAGUGCAUUAGUUAACCUACGGGUACUGGACGUGUCGAACAACAAGCUCACAUCAGUUGAUGACAUUCAGAACCUCACAAAGUUGGAAGAUUUAUGGCUUAAUGACAACCAGAUAGAAUCACUUGAAGCAAUCACAGAAGCUGUUGCAGGCUCUAAAGAGAAGCUUACCACCAUCUAUCUUGAAAAUAAUCCUUGUGCCAAGUCGUCCGAUUAUGUUGCUGUGCUCAGACAAAUCUUCCCAAAUGUGGAGCAAAUAGAUUCUAACUUAUUUGCUUAAAGAUGGAUAUUCGUCGUGUGCUCGUUUUAUGAUAGCAUGCUUCCUCAUGGUUCAGACUUCAGAGGCGUCGAAUCCAAGAAAUUAAGGAAAACACAGAUAUCUCGAAAUAUACAUGUGUCUGCUGUUUAUCAUAAAGAAUUGAAACGAGCAAAUCAAAUCAUUCUCUUCAUCGAUAUUUUAUCAAAACGUGUUUGGUCUGUUUGCAGUAUGUGGACUUUGUCUGCAAAAGGGAAUCCCGAGUCUGAGGUUGUCUUUUUUUCGGCCAACAGUAACUUUAAUAAUUUAAAUUUCCCUCUGUCAUUCUUUAUCUUUUUAGUUUCAUGAGAUUAUUAAGUAUUGAGAAUUUGCAUGUUGCAGAUUUUACUACUUUUUGGUUACUAUUUAUAAGUUUUGCUUCGAACAAA
Eutrema salsugineum is the source of this 1418-nucleotide messenger RNA. RefSeq names its product protein phosphatase 1 regulatory inhibitor subunit PPP1R7 homolog. The transcript has 6 exons. Gene Ontology annotation, molecular function: protein binding. The record is from RefSeq and is a predicted model, not a curated record. Lineage: Eukaryota; Viridiplantae; Streptophyta; Magnoliopsida; Brassicales; Brassicaceae. The coding region runs from base 28 to 1014 and encodes 328 amino acids.